Penicillium arizonense is the source of this 909-nucleotide messenger RNA. RefSeq lists its product as uncharacterized. NCBI's taxonomy places the organism in Eukaryota, Fungi, Ascomycota, Eurotiomycetes, Eurotiales, Aspergillaceae. The coding region runs from base 1 to 909 and encodes 302 amino acids. The record is from RefSeq and is a predicted model, not a curated record. Gene Ontology annotation, molecular function: hydrolase activity. The transcript has a single exon.
AUGUCUACGAUCAACUCUCUUUUGCCAAAGGGUGCAUGGGACACCCACAUCCAUGUCUUCGAUCCUGAGAAGUUCCCCUAUGCGACACCACGAUCGUAUACGCCCAAGGAAGCCCCAGUUGUGGACUAUCCGAUGGAGGUGACGGGUUGCACCGGCCUCGUUGUUGUCCACGCUUCCAUGCAAGGGUCGUCGCCGGCAGCCUUGGUGGACACUCUAAACCGGCAGUCUAGCAUGCCUGGCUUCAAGCUGCGUGGCCUGGCGACUAUUGAUGUUGACAGUAUCACCGAUGCAGAGCUGGAUGCCCUGCAUGCCGCCGGCGUUCGUGGCGCUCGUAUGCAUGAGAUGGCAUGGGGCCACGGCGAGCAGAAAGGCGGCGAGCAAAUCACCAAGAAGGUCAAGGCCUUAGCUAGCCGUCUAGCCCGUCUCGGCUGGGUCAUCGGAAUUUUCUGCCCGCUGCCUGCGUGGGCUGCCAUGGCCGACAUGAUCCGCGGGUUAGAUCCGCGAGUCAAGAUCGUAGCGGACCAUUUCGGCAGUACGUUCCCCGGUGACGAGAAAACGGAAGACUUUCAGACACUGCUCUCGCUCAUCAAGGAGAAGCGACUCUUUGUCAAGAUCUCCGGCUUCGAACGUCUAUACCAUGGUCACCCCGCUGGAAUCAACAGUCUCGCGACGGCGGCCAAGGCCAUCAUCGAGGCGGGUCCUGACCAGAUCGUUUUCGGAACCGACUGGCCGCACACUCAGCUCGGCGUUACCCGCAAGGGCAAAACGGAUGAGCAGCGCCUCAAUGAGAUUGAGGGUUUCCGCGAGGUUGACGACCUAGCGCACAUUAAGAAGAUCCGUGAAUGGAUUCCGGAUGAUGAGAUAUGGCAAAAGCUAUUCGUCACAAACCCACAGCGGAUCUUUGAGUAA